Messenger RNA from Opisthocomus hoazin, 2036 nucleotides. NCBI's taxonomy places the organism in Eukaryota, Metazoa, Chordata, Aves, Opisthocomiformes, Opisthocomidae. The record is from RefSeq and is a predicted model, not a curated record.
AUGUACCAGCACUGGAGACUAACACAACGCUGCAGCAAACCAGAAUGCUUGCAACGGUGUACACCUGACAGUGUCCACAUCCUAGCUGUUGUCACUGCUCAGAUGUUGCUAGUAACAAUCCUUGUAGUGGAAGGGAUUGCUGUUGCACAGAAGACCCAAGGUGGACAAAAUAUUGGAGUAAAUCGCAUUCCUCCUACCCAGUGUGACAACUGGGUACGGACAAGUAAUGGAGGACAUUUUGCUUCACCAAACUACCCUAACAUGUACCCACCAAAUCAAGAGUGCAUCUAUAUCUUAGAAGCUGCUCCACGACAAAGAAUUGAGUUGACCUUUGAUGAACCGUAUUACAUAGAACCCUCAUUUGAAUGUCGGUUUGAUCAUCUGGAGGUUCGAGAUGGACCUUUUGGUUUCUCCCCUCUCAUUAAUCGUUACUGUGGUCUGAAAAGUCCUACACUAAUUAGAUCAACAGGGAGAUUUAUGUGGAUCAAGUUUACUUCUGAUGAGGAGCUGGAAGGAAAGGGAUUUCAAGCAAAGUACUCAUUUAUACCAGAUCCUGACUUCACUUACCUAGGAGGUAUUUUAAAUCCCAUCCCAGACUGCCAAUUUGAGCUCUCAGGAGCUGAUGGAAUAGUACGUUCCAGUCAAGUAGAACAGGAAGGAAAAACAAAACCGGGACAAGCAGUUGACUGCAUAUGGACAAUUAAGGCUACUCCAAAUGCUAAGAUUUAUUUGCGAUUUCUCGACUAUCAGAUGGAGCAUUCCAAUGAAUGCAAAAGAAACUUUGUUGCUGUGUAUGAUGGAAGUAGUUCUAUUGAAAACCUGAAGGCGAAGUUUUGCAGCACCGUAGCAAACGAUGUCACACUGCAGACAGGGACAGGUGUGGUACGAAUGUGGGCAGAUGAAGGCAGUAGACUAAGCAGAUUCAGAAUGCUGUUCACUUCAUUUGUGGAUCCUCCCUGCUCAGGCAACACUUACUUCUGCCAUAGCAACAUGUGCAUCAAUAAUUCUUUAGUCUGCAAUGGCAUUCAAAACUGUGCAUACCCUUGGGAUGAAAAUCACUGCAGAGAAAAGAAAAAAAAUGGAUUGUUUGAACAAAUCACCAAGACUCAUGGAACAAUCAUUGGCAUCACAUCAGGGAUAGUUUUAGUUCUUCUCAUCAUUUCAAUUCUAGUGCAAGUAAAGCAACCUCGCAAAAAGGUUAUGGCUUGCAAGACUGCUUUCAAUAAAACUGGUUUCCAGGAAGUAUUUGAUCCUCCACAUUAUGAACUGUUUUCACUAAGGGACAAAGAAAUUUCUGCAGAUUUGGCGGAUUUAUCAGAAGAACUUGAAAACUAUCAGAAAAUGAGACGCCCUUCAGCAGCUUCCAGGUGCAUUCAUGACCACCACUGUGGCUCCCAGGCCUCUAAUAUAAAACAAAGCAGGACAAACCUCAGCUCCGUGGAACUUCCCUUUCGCAAUGAUUUUGCGCAGCCUCAGCCAAUGAAAACAUUUAAUAGCACAUUCAAGAAAAGUAGUUACACUUUCAAACAAACGCAUGACUGCCCUGAGCAAGUCAUAGAAGACAGGGUGAUGGAGGAGAUUCCAUGUGAAAUCUAUGUUAGAGGAAGAGAAGAUACAGCACAAGGUUCACUAUCUAUUGACUUCUAAUUUGCUAUUGAAGGUGGUAUCAGUGUACAUACAAGAUGCUUGUGUAUAAUGACAGUGUAUAUAUUACAAGUGUACUAUAUGCAGUGUGUGAGAUGCACACAUUUUUAGCUUAUUAUACUUCAUUUAAAAAAAAACAAAGUCUUCAUAACUAAUUCUUGCUGAAAAAUGAUGGACUUCCUCCCAUCUUCCGAAGCUACCUAUCUAGUGGAGGAGUAAGACACUAUUCAUGGAAAUUAUAAGCUAAGGAUAUUGGAAGAAAAAAAAGCAACAACUACUAAUCAUUGAUCACUGAAAACAACGACUACUCAUAUCAUUUUCUCUUCUUUAGAUGUCUGGUUUUCAAGACAAUUUUAAUACCUCAGUUACAUAAAUAAAAGUAGUUAAGUGCA